Molecule: messenger RNA, 1491 nt
Organism: Vicia faba (fava bean)
Lineage: Eukaryota; Viridiplantae; Streptophyta; Magnoliopsida; Fabales; Fabaceae
Source: the annotation of a GenBank genome assembly
AUGGAAGUUGCUGGUCAGAACAGUGUCGUAUAUGAUGAAGACGAGGCGUUAAAACGCUUGUAUGAAGUCUUUGGAGCUUCAUGUACUCUUGACAAUAUAGCUUAUGCAUAUUGCAAGGCGAAUCGGAAUAUAGAUUUGGCAGGGGAAAUCUUGUAUGAUAUGAAGGGGAGCUCCUCGACCUCUGGGAAUCACUCGUCGAACUCGGAUGCGAAAGUGGAGGAGUCUUCGGAGUCAUCUGAUGGGCAUUCCUUUGAGAAUUCCUUCAAUGGAAGGAAAAGCUUCAAGCCGAAAGCUCGCCCUGUUUCAGCGGGCACUGUUUCGAGUGUUAUUGGUAAAAGUUAUGUUAGACCCAAGCCAUCUUUUAAUGGGUCUAAUGGUAUGACUAAACCACCUAAGUUGGAUGCAAGGACGAUGCCAGUGACUGGAAUCUGGCGUGAGAAGAGCGCGCCAAAGGCUGAUUCGUCAAAGCGCGGUCAGCUUCAAGAGGACAUGGAGGAUUUUUUGUUUAAAAUGCUUGGAGAUGGUUUUAAGCUGGAAAGAAAUGUCAUACGCGAAGUUCUAGAUACUUGCGGGUAUGACAUGAAAAAGAGCUUGGAUAACCUGCUAGAUCGAUCGGCGAUGGCUUUGGACAAAAGGCCAGAUGUUCGUGAUGCAUCUGGGAAGAUUGCAGAUAUGAAAAGAAAAUCUGAAGCACCCGCAUCUGAAAAACAGUCCAAGGAUUUAAAUUGUGUCAGAGGUAAUGGAAACAUAGCUUCUGUUAAAGAAGUGGAACUACAUCAGCGGCAAAAAGAGAGACAUGACAUUCAGAAAGAAGUCUGGUCUAAUUUGUUUAGUUACCGCGAGUAUGUUGAGAAGCCUCCUAAGAGGUAUGUAAGGGGUGAGAAUACGAGUUCAGCCUAUGGAGUUGGACAUGUGGUGUUUGAACCUCCCAAAGAUUCAAUGGAGGAAUACAAGAUCAACAUGGACUUCAGGAGACGAAAUAAUGAAGAUGAUGCUGAGGAUGAAGCAGAUUACCAAUGCGUGCGAAAAGCUGUGAAGGAAUAUCGGGUGACAAUGAAGGAAUACUAUAAAGCUGCUGUUGAAGCAUUUGCGAAGGGAGAGCAAGUAAAAGCUGAAAAACUUCUUGAACAGGGACAAUUUUACAAGAAUAAGGCACGUGAAGCUGAUGAAGAAUCUAGCAAAAUGAUUCUUCAAACUAGGGAUUCAGAAACCCCAGAAAUGACACUUGACUUGCAUGAGCAUGACCCAAAGGAUGCUGUUAGGCUACUGAAGUGUCAUCUUUCUUCUCUUUCUGGUUGUUCAUCAUUUGACCACCUCAAGGUUAUCUUUGAUGCAAAUGACCAAGCUAACAAAAAAAGGUCUUGCAAACGACUGGUAUUAAAACUAUUAGAGCAAGAGUCUAUAAAGUGGGUCGAAGGAGAAAUGGCUGGAACAAUAUUGAUCCGCUUAGAUAACAUAGACCGGAAACAGCUGAGUUUUUUCAAAGCAUAG